Cicer arietinum (chickpea) is the source of this 1023-nucleotide messenger RNA. Its product is annotated as late embryogenesis abundant protein D-34-like. NCBI's taxonomy places the organism in Eukaryota, Viridiplantae, Streptophyta, Magnoliopsida, Fabales, Fabaceae. The record is from RefSeq and is a predicted model, not a curated record.
CACCCAUCCCAAACCUUCAAGCUAGCUACCGUAUUUUCUCAGCACAUUCAUAUUUUCUCUCAAUCUAAUUGAAGCAAAAUGAAUCAGGAACAACCAAGGCGUCACCAAGCCGACCAAGAUCCAAUCAAAUACGGCGAUGUUUUACCCGUCUCCGGCGACCUUGCACAGAAGCCCAUUGCGCCGGAAGACGCUGCCAUGAUGCAGAGUGCGGAGAGUCGAGUGUUGGGUCAGACCCAACCCGGCGGAGUAGCGUCUGUCAUGCAAUCAGCCGCCACUCGGAAUGAGCAGGCUGGAAUCGUUGGUCACCGUGACGUUACUGAUGUCACCUGCGAUCGUGGCGUCACCGUCACAGAAACUCAAGUCCCAGGAAGACGCAUAGUAACCGAAUCAAUCGGUGGACAGGUUGUGGGACAAUUUGUUGAGCCGACCCCGGUUCAGGGUGGGCAAACCGGUGUGGUCGGAGAGAGUGCCUUAACCAUAGGGGAAGCACUGGAGGCGACGGCCCACACUGUGGGUGACAAGCCGGUGGAACAGAGUGACGCUUCUGCAAUACAAGCAGCGGAGGUAAGAGCUACAGGGUGUAAUGUUAUAACGCCUGGAGGGUUGGCUUCAAUGGCUCAAUCCGCGGCGUCUUACAAUGCUGACUGUCAGCGUGACGAGGAUAAGAUCAAGAUAGGCGAUGUUCUGUCAGGUGCCACCGCAAAGUUGCCAGCAGACAAGGCGGCGACAAGGCAAGAUGCUGCAGGGGUGGCGAGUGCAGAGAUGAGGAACAACCCUGAUGCUACUGCUACUCCUGGUGGUGUUGCUGCUUCUGUGGCUGCGGCCGCUAGGCUCAAUGAAAGCGUCAAUAAUGUAAUGUAGUGUAAAUCGUGAUGAUGAAUGAUGUUUUUCUGUUUUGUUUUUUGAGUGGUUUCACCACAUGUGAUGUUUUUCCUUUCGUUUUGCUAUCAUGUGUAUGUUGUGCUCUAAAUUACCUAUGGCUUUCACUUUUUAGUUAAUUCCAUAUUUCCACUGUCUCCAAUA